AUGGUUCUUGGAAGUCUUGUUCAGGACACUGGCUACAGUCCCACCAAGAUCAGUGCGCACUGGUGUUGCGUGGACUCGGACGGCCAGUGGCGCGCCGACCCCUCGGUGCUGUGCUCUCCGAUGCCCGCUUCGAACGACCCCUUCGUCCAGCUCCGCACCAGCCUAGAGUCGGAGAUGGAGCAGUAUGGCUUCAACAACAUGGACAAGCUGCGACAGCUGUGGAAACGCUUGGACUUCAACGGCAACAACAUUGUCAGCUUGGCUGAGAUCGACAAGCUGGUUGUCGAGAUGGUUGCUGGCGGCAUGUGGCCCUCGUGGCUCAACAACAAGCCCGCUCUCAUGCGUGCCUACAAGAAGACCAUCCUCAAGGAUGGCGACGGGGACGACUGGGUCACCAAGAGAGAGUUUCACAAUCUGCUGUUGAACAUUUUCUGGUUCAACAAGCUUUGGCAGAUCUUUGAAGUGGUGGAUUCCGGUGACGAUCGCCGCAUCGACGUGAACGAGUUUAUCCGCGGAAUGAGCCAGCUAGGCCUCCACCUGAGCCCUGCCGAGGCGCAGGAACAGUUCAGCAAGAUCGAUUCCAACCACGGUGGCCAGGUUCUCUUCGUGGAGUUCUGCGCGUACGUGCGAGGUCGUGUGCACCCGGAUGGUAACCCAUCCUUCGAUGCUGACAUUAUGUCUGGGGAGAAGUGUACCAAGGUGAUGCGACAGAGCCACGGCAACACAGCCACCAGAGAGCUUAAGGUGACGCGGAAGACGAUGGGUGCCUUUGAUACCGUCGAGAAGAAGUUCAAAGGCAUCCUCACGGACCUGGGCAAACUCCGGUCGCUGUGGCAUCGGAUCGACUUCAAUGGCAACAACAUUGUGUCCCUUGCAGAGAUUGACAAGCUCGUUGUCGAGGAGUUCCCGGUGCUGAACCAUAAGCCUGCAUUGAUGCGAGCGUAUAAAGCUGCCAUCCGAUCCGAUGGAGACAGCGACGCAUGGGUUGAGAAGCACGAGUUCAAGAAGCUGUUGGGCUACCUGAUCUACUUCAACAAGCUCUUCUGGGUCUUCGAGAGUUGCGACGGUGAUCGGGACAGGCGGCUCACCUACAAUGAGUUCAAGUGGUGUCUCAACACGGCCGGUGCAAGGAUGUCGGAGAACGAGAUCCGCAGCGAUUUCAGCAAAGUGGAUCGUAACGGUGGAGGAAUUAUCUUGUUCGACGAAUUCUGCAAGUACUUCACCAUGAAGUCAUGCCCGGAGUGCUUGACUGAGAUGGCGCAGUGA
Symbiodinium sp. CCMP2456 is the source of this 1266-nucleotide messenger RNA. NCBI's taxonomy places the organism in Eukaryota, Dinophyceae, Suessiales, Symbiodiniaceae. The record is from the annotation of a GenBank genome assembly.